This is a messenger RNA of Phytophthora sojae, 408 nucleotides long. RefSeq lists its product as hypothetical. Lineage: Eukaryota; Oomycota; Peronosporomycetes; Peronosporales; Peronosporaceae. The record is from RefSeq and is a predicted model, not a curated record. The transcript has a single exon. The annotation marks the transcript as partial.
CGCGCGUUGGUGAUUCUACCCUUGACUCCGUUGCCCGGUCUCCUUCUCGUGGCUCUGAUCGACGCGAUGCCACUCGAAGACAUCGACAAGGGUUUCGCCCACAGCGGAACUUCGUGGGUGCGCGCCACAGUGACGUGCUUCAUCUACACGCACUGCGCCAUCGAGCAGAUCCGACUGUACAGUCCGAACCUCAACUUGCAGCCAACAGGAGUACUCCGUACCUCGGUUCCAGCAGCGCUCCUCACCAACAUCCUCGCGCUCGGCUUGUCAUGGUUCAUAUGCUGGCCGCUGCCGUUCACCACACUCUUAAUGUCAGGUCCGUGGCUGGGCUUCACGACGUUCUUCCUGCUGCGAGUCUGCGGAGCCCAAAUGCGUGCAAACCCAGAGGCUGUCAAGGAUGUGGUGCGG